CGAUCGCGUUACCGGCGCUAUUUACCGUUCGACUCUCUUCGGGGACCACGUGCGCCAUGGACGGCUUCCAUCUCGAUCCGAUUACAGAUAUACACCUCGUAUUUAUAUCGUGACCCGGAAUACAGCCAUAGAGGACCAGUCAUCAAGAAAAUUAAAUUUUGUUCUCUUUCCUCGGGGAUGGAGUCGCGAGAUAAGUGACGCACAAUGACACACUACGUUGACCGACCAAGCGAUGCCGAUCAAUAGCUGCUAUUUAAUAUUGCUUUGCUGCGCGGUCGCGUGGUCCACCGCACAGAGGGUGACCUACCAACAGCUGCUGCCGACCAGGAUCAAUGGCAGGACCGUGCGAAUGACGCCGGCCGUCAGCGACGAAAUCGUCAUGACGCCCGGGCCCACGGGCAUUAGGAGGCAGCCGUCGUUCCCGGGGUCGAUGCCGUUCCCAUGCAAGAACAUGACGGCCCCCGGGCUGGGCAGAAGCAUCGUCAGACCCACCAGUGUCCACAAGCUCCGGCCCGGCGACAUCGACGUGGUGGGCGCUAUGGGCGACAGUCUGGUGGCCGGCAACGGGGCUCUCGAGGAGUACGCGAUGGGCACGUUGAUUGAAUACCGAGGAGUCUCUUGGGCUGCAGGCGGCGAAGCCACGUGGCGGGACUAUCUCACGUUACCGAACAUUCUCAAGGAGUUCAACCCCAGGCUGAAGGGCUAUUCCGUGGGAAAAGGCGAGUUCCUCGCGCCCAACUCUCGCAUGAACGUCGCUUUCCCCGUGUCGGCCGACUUCGACGCAUACCGACAAGCGCAGUUCCUGACCAAGAAAAUGAAAAGAGAUCCGGACAUUGAUUUGAAAAACGAUUGGAAGUUGAUAACCAUGUUUUUCGGUGCCAACGACUUGUGUUCCGGGCAGUGUUACGACAAAGACGGCACCACUCCGUUGCAGCACAGCAAGAAACUGCAAAAAGCGUUGGACUACCUCCAGGCCAACCUUCCCAGGACGUUGGUGAAUCUCGUGCCUGUCCUAGACGUGUCGGUCAGCGUCCGCGUGAAGAGAUCUUUCAUGUGCCAUAUGCUACACAGGUUCUUCUGCACCUGUUUCCAUCAGAAAGGAAAUGAGAUGGAUCAGAUCACGCAAUUGGUCCGAGAUUAUCAGACUGCCGAACAGAUUUUGAUCAACAGCGGUCGGUACAACAAGAAAGAAGACUUCACCGUGGUCAUACAGCCGUUCAUCAAGCUGUUUAACGCGCCGCUGGACAAGAAAAGACAGUUCGAAGAGGUCAUAGACAUAUCGUACGUCACCUACGACUGCUUCCACUUCAGUCAAAAGGGACACGCUCUAGCUGCCAAUUUGCUGUGGAACAACAUGAUGCAACCGGUCGGCGCGAAAUCUGAGUCUUCGAUGGACUUCAUCAUGAAAAAAUUUGUUUGCCCGACGGUGAACUCCCCGUACAUAUUUACUGCCAACAAUUCGGUGUCGUCAAACUGUCGAAAAAGAAGCACCAGCAAGCUCAGAUAAACCGCACGUGUAGUUCCCAGUUGCAUACGAAACAAAAUAUAUAGACUCGAUCGAUUUAUAUGUAUUAUUUUAUUAUUCAUAAUUUAAUUUUUAUUUUA
Sipha flava (yellow sugarcane aphid) is the source of this 1605-nucleotide messenger RNA. RefSeq names its product phospholipase B1, membrane-associated-like. Gene Ontology annotation, biological process: phospholipid metabolic process. The record is from RefSeq and is a predicted model, not a curated record. The coding region runs from base 233 to 1507 and encodes 424 amino acids. Gene Ontology annotation, molecular function: glycerophospholipase activity. The transcript has 9 exons. Lineage: Eukaryota; Metazoa; Arthropoda; Insecta; Hemiptera; Aphididae.